Asterias rubens (European starfish) is the source of this 1452-nucleotide messenger RNA. Its product is annotated as dynein light chain 2, cytoplasmic-like. Bases 6 to 275 code for a protein of 89 amino acids. Gene Ontology annotation, cellular component: dynein complex. The record is from RefSeq and is a predicted model, not a curated record. The transcript has a single exon. Gene Ontology annotation, biological process: microtubule-based process. Gene Ontology annotation, molecular function: dynein intermediate chain binding; dynein light intermediate chain binding. Lineage: Eukaryota; Metazoa; Echinodermata; Asteroidea; Forcipulatida; Asteriidae.
UCGCAAUGUCUGACAGGAAGGCAGUGAUUAAGAACGUGGAUAUGUCCGAGGAUUUACAGCAAGAUGUCAUUGAGAUCGCCACUAGUGCCAUGGAGAAAUUCAACGUCGAGAAAGACAUCGCAGCAAACAUCAAGAAGGAGUUUGACCGGAAGUAUAACCCCACCUGGCACUGCAUUGUGGGUAGGAACUUCGGAAGUUACGUCACACACGAGACAAAACAUUUCAUAUAUUUCUACAUUGGUCAGAUGGCCGUAUUGCUCUUCAAAUCAGGAUAAAAGCUGACUUUAUUGUAAUCUACUGGUGUUUGGACUCCAACCCCUUCCUCAAUGGAGAUUGGACAGAACUGUAAAUCUACUAAAUCUUUAAGCGGGAAAAUCUUGGACUUUUGCGUUUUAAUCGUUUUUCGCUGUGAUGUCGUGUGUUUUUUAUUAUAAGAGUUGUGCCUUUGGGCGAAUUAUGUUUGCCAAAAUCUAAAAUUCUUUUAAAUCGAUAUUUUAGAAUGAUAUACAUUAAAAAUAAAGGCCUUCUAAAAGAAUAUUUUUUACUAGGAGUAUAAUAAGAACGAUUUUUUUUUAGCAAAAUUACUAGAUGACCUUAAACCGAGCACAAAUAUUUUUGUAUCAGGUGAAAAGGUUUAAUUCGCCUGUAACUUGAUGAACCAUCGCAUACCUGUCUAGGAUUUAAAACACGAUUCAAGUAACAUACAUAUAACUCGCAUACAUAUAACUCAUAGGUAUUGAAAGCCAAAGCUUGUUCUCGACCUUGUAAUGAUAUGACAAGAAUGUAUAAACCAUUAAUUGCAAUGUUUUACUUUCUCAAGUUGAUUUUACGAGAAAAAGAUACUUGCCUUCUGAGUGUAACACAUCGGAUAACAAAAUGGACAAAGCUAAGAGGAAUAAAAGAAUUGUUUGCGUACUUAUUGAUGCUUUCGACAUAACCAAAUCAAUGAUGAAUACAUUCUUAUUCGUCAGGUUUAGCAAUAGUCUGCCUUUCAAUGAACUUCAUAGUCAAAGAGAUCCUGAGUAAACUGAUGUUUCAAACAUAAAUACAUAAAUCAUAAAAGUAUGCAGUGCCUGCAUUAGGGACUUUGGUCCAUGUUUCGGAGUAAAAACCCUUAUUUUGGGUCGAAUGGCUUAUCUUAUAGGGGUUUUUCUUUAGACAAGGGUAUUGUGGAAGACUUAUCUUUCUUAUGGCAGUUUUUAAACUUGUGUACUUCCCUAGACUACGGCUGAUAAAGAGGGUUUUUAUAUUUGAAGUUUUAAAAUAAAUAGUGUGGGCAAAACGUUUAAAAUAUUGAAUGAUGUUGAUUUUCACCAGGCAUGUUUAUACUUGGUAUUGUAUAGGCAAAUGUUGUUGCUAUACAGCUUAAGAUAUUUUUGAUAAAGUAGAUCUAUGUUAUUGCUGCAAUAAACAGGACAUAUCCGUUCACAGGAACUUAACUAUUAAACUACA